CACAGUAUGAGUUGCUGUUCCAUGAAACAAUAGUAGAAGUGUUUCAUUUUUGCCCUUUUUCCUGCUCUCUUUUUCCUUCUUCUCAGUUCCUACGACGUAUGAAGUACUUUUAUUAAUUUAGCUUAAUAAAUGACUCUUUUUUUACAUUUCCUAACUCUAAAGAACUUUUAGUUUCUCCUUUUGGCGGGAUCUUUUCAAUUCUCUUCUAUAUACUUCCUCUUUUUUUUCAUUUUUACAUUUAAUAAUCUACCAGUAGAGCAGUCUGUAAAAUACAACUAACCCUAAUUCAUUCUAUAGUAUUCCCUCAUACUUUUACCAAUUCAAUCGAAAUGGAGGUAGAACAUGAAAAUGGGUGUUUGGUUGUACCUACAAAGGAACCAAAUUUUGUGGGACUUGUUAGUAACGAAGAACGAUGUCAGAAAAAGGUUGGAGUGGGCAGGUGUAAAGAACGGAAACUUCAAGGUACUACUUUCUGCACUAAACAUUCUUCAAAGUUGCUUCGCCAAACGAUCAAGCAAGGAGAAGGAUUGGAGGAGACAGAAACUGGAAACCCUAACAAAACGGACAAUAGUGAGGUUCAAAGUGCAGAUACGAGAAAAAAGCGCCAAUGUGCUAAGAUCAAAUAUGAUGAUCAAGAUAAUGAAGAAGUCCGUCGGUAUUUCGAGAACGAUGAAGAAGAAGAGAAGAAGAGGAAUGGGAAGAAGCCACGGGGUAAGGCGGCCUCCAACACUGGUGGAGGUCAAGGAAAUGAAUCUGGAAAUAAGACAAGAGGUAGAAAGAAGAGAAUCAAGGAAGAUGAUGACAAGGGUGCUCAAGAUGUUUGUGGAAAUGACAAUGAGAAGAAAGUGGAUGAUGAGGCUUGUUUUGAAAAGGCAAAGAGGGGCAAAGCUCUUAUUCAGGAGAAAAAGUCAAAAUUUAAAGAGCCUGCGGUAUAUGAUGAGAAUGGGAUUAAGAUCGAUUCGGAUAUGUGUCAUCAGUGCCAAAGGAAUGACAAGGGGAGAGUUGUGAGGUGCACUCAGUGUAAGACGAAACGAUACUGUAUUCCUUGCUUAGAAAACUGGUAUCCUCGAAUGACAGAGGAGCAGAUUGCUCAAGCUUGUCCAGUUUGCCUUGGUAACUGCAAUUGUAAAUCAUGCCUGCGCAUGGAUGUACCAAUUAAAAAUUUGAGAAAGGAUAAUUUGGAAGUUAGCAAAGAAGAAAAGAUCUUCCACACGAAAGUUUUGCUGAGGACAGUUCUACCAGUUUUGAAGCAGUUUAACGAGGAACAAAUGAUGGAAAAAGAAAUCGAGGCCAAAAUCCAAGGUGUCUCAGUAUCUGAAGUAGAACCUCAAAUGGCAAUUUGCGAUGCAGAUGAGCGUGUAUUCUGCAACUACUGCGAGACGUCAAUUGCUGACUUUCACAGAUCUUGCCCCAAGUGCUCUUAUGAUCUGUGUCUCUCCUGCUGCUGUGAAAUUCGUGCGGGGAAGGUUCAAAGCUGUGAAGAAGUAAUUGUGGAAUAUGUUAACAAUGGGUUUGAGUACUUGCAUGGAGAGGAAAAAAAGGAUGGUAAUCAUAACCGUGCAGGUAGACUGACCAGAGGAAACAAUGUUCACAGCCAACCAAAGAGAGCUUCUUUUGAAGAAGAGGCUUCUGCGUCUUUCAAGUUAGGACUUAAAAAGGGAAGUUCUGAAUGGAAAGCAGAUGAAAACGGAAAUAUACCUUGUCCACCGACUGAAUAUGGGGGCUGCGGUGAGGCUCAUCUUGAAUUGAGAACUUUUUUAUCUGCUGAAAAGGUUUCAGAGCUUCUGGUGGAAGUAGAGAAGAUAGUUGCUGAAGGAGGACAUGAGAAUUCAUCUCUGGUACCCAAACAAUGCUCAUGUUCUGAUCCUGAAACGGAUAUUGACUCUGGAUGUAAUGUGCGGAAGUGUGCUUCUAGAGAAGGUACAUAUGACAAUUAUAUAUAUUGUCCAGAUGCAAGGCACAUUCAAGGUAAAGAUUUAGAACACUUCCAUCAGCAUUGGGCUAGAGGUGAACCAGUAAUCGUGAGGAAUGUUCUAGAGACUACGAAUGGCUUAAGUUGGGAGCCAUUGGUCAUGUGGCGUGCUGUCCGUCAAAUUAAAAAUACUAAACAUUCCACACUGUUGGAUGUGAAAGCCACUAAUUGUUUGGAUUGGUGUGAGGUUGACGUCAAUGUUCGUGGAUUUUUCAAAGGAUACACAGAGGUUAAAUUUGACGACAAGGGCUGGCCUAUAAUGAUUAAAUUGAAAGAUUGGCCUGAUACUUGUGAAUUUGAGGAGCAAUUGCCACGCCAUGGUGCUGAAUUUAUUAGCGCAUUGCCAUUUAAGGAGUACACACAUCCCCGACAUGGAUUAUUGAACCUAGCUUCUAAGUGGCCUUUGAAUACAUUGAAGCCAGAUUUGGGCCCAAAGACUUAUAUUGCUUAUGGGUUUCCUGAAGAAUUGGGUCGUGGCGACUCUGUCACUAAGCUUCAUUGCGAUAUGUCUGAUGCGGUUAAUAUUCUAGCACAUACUGCUGAAGUCACAGUGCCCAAGGAAAAACUUGAGAAGAUUUCUGAACUGAAAAGGAAACAUUUUGCUCAGGACCAGGAAGAGAUGUUUGUUGGCGGUCCUGGCGAAGAUAGUACAUUGAGAAAGUCUCCACCUCUUACUAGUAGUCCAUCCUUUGAUAGGAUGAAUUCUACUUGUGAGUCACAUCAAGAAAGGGUUGGUGGUGAAGCACAGGGUAUUACAGAUUUUGAAGUAGAACAAACACGUGAUGAGCUGGCAUCGAGUGUUGAGGUUAAAUACAAUGACCCUCGUAGUUCGUCGCAAUAUGAGGCUGAAGGCUGUGUGCAUGCAGUAUCUACAACAUCAGUUACUGGUGAGUUUGAUGGACCUGAGGCACAGGAACAAGUUGGUGGAGUUGUAAAGAAUGAAAGUGUAUCUUUGGAGAAAAAGGAUGUGGUUAAUAAUCAGCCUUCUUGCAAGCAAGAUGAUGUUGACCUGGUGAAAAGAAGUGAUGUCUUGGCCAAAGACGAUGUAAAGAUAGAUGUCAAGAACACCAUAACUAGCAAGGGUGACAAGGAAGUUAGAAAAAGGAAAACUAUAUGUCCUAAAAUCCAUGAACAAGAAGCCAAGUUGUGGACUCAAAAUGUUGCUAGUCAGUGCAAUCAAAAUUGUAAAAACGAGAUGGAUACAGGUGAAAAUGCGAAGGCUGUGCACAAGAUUAUGGAUUCAGUCCAUGCAAAUGUUUUGGAAGGCCAUGUUAAUCCUCACAAAGGCAGCAGUGGCAAUGAAACUUCUUAUCCAUCGUCUGGGAUAUUGAAAAGGACACAACAUGAUAGUGGAGGUGCCCUUUGGGACAUUUUUCGGAGAGAAGAUUCCCCUAAGCUACAAGAAUACUUGAGGGAACAUUAUAAGGAAUUUAGGCACUAUCAUUGCAACCCACUAAAGCAGGUCUGCCAUCCUAUUCAUGAUCAAACAUUCUACUUGACUGAGGAGCAUAAAAGAAGACUGAAGAAAGAAUAUGGAAUUGAGGCAUGGACAUUUGUUCAAAAUCUUGGAGAAGCAGUCUUCAUUCCAGCUGGAUGUCCUCACCAAGUCAGAAACUUGAAGUCAUGCAUAAAAGUGGCACUGGAUUUUGUAUCUCCUGAGAAUGUUGAAGAGUGUAUCCGUCUGGCUGGGGAGUUCCGGGUUCUGCCUCAAAAUCACAGGGCGAAGGAGGACAAGUUGGAGGUGAAGAAAAUGACUAUUUAUGCUGUGGAGCAAGCCAUCAAAGACCUGAAUCCCGAAAAAGAAAAGGACAUAAAAGUCCCGAACCAUACGAAAAAGAGGCCUAGUUGUCCUAAAAGAAAAAAACGCAAGGAUAUGAAAAGGAAGAAGCUUACGAAUGCCUUGGGGCCUGUAGAGCGGAUUGAUGAGGCAGAAAGAUCUUUAAAGACUGAUUCAGAGUCUGGCGAAGAUUUAGCCGAGUGUGAACACAAAGAUGUAGCUGAGAGUCAACGGAAGAUGCGCGCGCUCAGAGAUUUAGCUGAGAGUCAACACAAGAUGGACACACUUUUAGCUGAGAGUCAACACGAGACGGAUACUCUCAGAGAUCUGGCUGAGAGUCAACACAAAAUGGACACACUGAAAGAUUUAGAUGAGGGUCAACUUAAGAUGGACACACUUAGAGAUUUAGCUGAGAGUAAACACGAAAUGGACACACUGAAAGAUUUAGAUGAGGGUCAACAUGAGAAGGACACACUCAGAGAUUUAGCUGAGAGUCAACACAAGAUGGAUGCUGCACAAUCGUAAGCCAGGCUGCAUCAAGGGUAUUUAAUCGAAUUAAAAACCCGAGUGGUAGUGUAUUUUGUACGACAAAUAUUAGUUUGCAGGAAGUACAUAUUGGAAGGUAGGCCGAAGAUCCUGACCAUUUUGUGAAGCUGACUAUGAACAAAUUUUAAUACUUAUUAUUGUAUGAGAGAAUCAUGGUUUUGGUGUUUUGAACUUACUAGUUGUUACAUUUGUAUUAGGAAUGUAUUAUAUUUUUGUAUCCUACGUUAUUCCUGAUGGCCAGGCUUACUCUUUUACGUUUUAACAUAAUGGAUGUCGGAUGGUACCAUAUUGUAUUGA
Messenger RNA from Amaranthus tricolor (Joseph's coat), 4592 nucleotides. Its product is annotated as lysine-specific demethylase JMJ29-like. The record is from RefSeq and is a predicted model, not a curated record. Gene Ontology annotation, cellular component: histone deacetylase complex; chromatin. NCBI's taxonomy places the organism in Eukaryota, Viridiplantae, Streptophyta, Magnoliopsida, Caryophyllales, Amaranthaceae. The coding region runs from base 330 to 4274 and encodes 1314 amino acids. The transcript has 13 exons. Gene Ontology annotation, molecular function: chromatin DNA binding; transcription coregulator activity; histone H3K9 demethylase activity. Gene Ontology annotation, biological process: regulation of transcription by RNA polymerase II.